Pogona vitticeps (central bearded dragon) is the source of this 1317-nucleotide messenger RNA. NCBI's taxonomy places the organism in Eukaryota, Metazoa, Chordata, Lepidosauria, Squamata, Agamidae. The record is from RefSeq and is a predicted model, not a curated record.
CUCUCCCUCUCACCCCCCCUCUUCACACACACACCCCCAGCAUGGGAGCCACAGUGUUUGUGCAGCCCCUGGACCUGGUGAAGAACCGGAUGCAGCUGAGCGGGGAGGGCGCCAAGACGAAAGAGUACAAGACCAGCUUCCACGCCGUGGCCAGCAUCCUCAAGAAGGAGGGGGUCCGAGGCAUCUACACUGGGCUGUCCGCUGGCCUCCUGCGCCAGGCCACCUACACCACCACCCGCCUGGGCAUCUACACCAUUCUCUUUGAGAAGCUCACGGGGGCGGACGGCAGGCCGCCCAACUUCUUCGUCAAAGCGGGGAUUGGGAUGACGGCAGGCGCCAUCGGAGCGUUCGUGGGCACCCCUGCUGAGGUGGCACUCAUCCGGAUGACCGCAGAUGGCAGGUUGCCUCCUGACCAGAGGAGAGGUUAUGCGAACGUGUUCAACGCGCUUGUGCGGAUAACCCGCGAGGAGGGGGUGCCCACACUCUGGAGGGGCUGCGUCCCCACCAUGGCGCGCGCAGUGGUUGUCAACGCAGCCCAGCUGGCCUCUUACUCCCAAUCCAAGCAGUUCCUCCUGGACUCUGGGUAUUUCCGGGACAACAUCCUCUGCCACUUCUGUGCCAGCAUGAUCAGCGGGUUGGUGACGACCGCGGCCUCCAUGCCGGUGGACAUUGCCAAGACCAGGAUCCAGAACAUGCGGAUGAUUGAUGGGAAGCCGGAGUACCGCAAUGGGCUGGAUGUGCUGGUGAAAGUGAUCCGUUACGAGGGUUUCUUCAGUCUGUGGAAAGGCUUCACGCCCUACUACGCCCGCCUCGGCCCCCACACGGUCCUGACUUUCAUCUUCCUGGAGCAGAUGAACAAGUUCUACCGGAAGUUCUUCCUCAGUGCCUGAGUGGGGGGAAGAGGGACACCCCCCCUGGCUUCCCGGCGCCCCCUCCUCCCAUUUCUCAAGUGCCAAGGGCACCCCACCCCCUCCUGAGGCCUGUCGUGUGCAAAGCGCAAGGGAAGGGCUGCUCCUUCCCAAAACUCCUUUCUGGGGGGGGGAGGGAGGGAGGGGUGUCUCAUUUCCCUCUCCCCGUGGGCCCGCCCGUCUUCCUCAUCAUGAGGAAGGCUCUUCAUGCCCCCAGAGUGUUGAGAGCCAGGGCAGGGGGGAGGGCAAGAGAUGGGUUGUUAUUUAUUGUGGGGGUGAAGCGAAUUCUGCCCUGUAACUUUUUCCGAACUGAACUGCCACCCUGAGGAGCCCCACUGGGCAUCAACGGUGCCUCUCCUUCCCCCUUCUUUGUUUUCACCCGAGUAAAAUGAAUCAUGGUCUUAAUCCA